Messenger RNA from Podospora pseudopauciseta, 795 nucleotides. RefSeq lists its product as uncharacterized. NCBI's taxonomy places the organism in Eukaryota, Fungi, Ascomycota, Sordariomycetes, Sordariales, Podosporaceae. Gene Ontology annotation, cellular component: nucleus. The coding region runs from base 1 to 795 and encodes 264 amino acids. The record is from RefSeq and is a predicted model, not a curated record. The transcript has 2 exons.
AUGUCCUCCCGCUUCGUCUCAGCCGGCUCAAUAGACGCCACCACGGGCGAAGCCACCACCGAACACGCCGGCCCAUCCGACUCCCAACAGCAGCAGCCACCACCCGUGAGCCAAAAGUCAAAGGAAUGGGCAGAAGUCACCCAGCAGCUGGAAUCCGACCGCCAGAGACGGAUUCUCCAGGCGAAGCAAGCGCAGGAGGGAGGGGAGAAGAGUCUGUACGAGGUUCUCCAAGCGAACAAAGCGGCCAAGCAGGCCGAGUUUGAGGAGAAGAGCAAGUUGAAGAAUCAGUUUAGGGCUUUGGAUGAGGACGAGAUUGAUUUUCUGGAUGAGGUUGAGCGCCGGAGGAAGGAGGAGGAGGAGAGGAGGAGGAGAGAGGAGGAGGAGGGGCUGAGGGCGUUUAGGGAGAUCAAAUCUUCUAGGGAGAAGGGGGAGAGUGAGGAGGAGGAGGUGGAGGUGGAGGGGUGGGAUUUUGGGGGGGAGGGGGGGAGGAGGAGGAAGCGGAGGGCGGAGGGGAGGAGGUUGUUGGUCAAGAAGGUGAAGAGGGAGGAGAAGAUGGAUGAUGCUGAAGGGUCGCCGGCAGGGAAGCCGAGUGGUGGUUUGGUGGGUGGUGGCUCUGGUGGCGAUAAGAAGGCGACAGAGGUGGUGGUGGACAAGGCUGCAGCAACUGCUUCAGUUCCAAAACCAGCAGAAGCGCCAGCGGUUUCGGCCAGGAAGGCGGCUGGUGGUCUGGUGGAUUAUGGCUCUGAUAGCGAUGAGCUCAGCUCUGCGUACGCCUACAUCGGCGGUUGGGAAUGA